AUGUUUCUCUCCUCAAUAAUCUUCUGUUAUUCACCUUCUUCUUAACCAUCUUUUACACCUCGUCACUUAGCCUUCAAACAAGCAUUUCAAUAAAUUUCCUCCUUUCCAAAGAGUUUGAUUUAAUAUAAUGCUCAUUUUAAUGCUUCCUUAUAAUAACCUCUUUCUCAACAUAAGGCUUAAAAGAUAAAUAUCUCAUGCCCUAAUUGUUUUCUAUUGGCUUCAUCGAUUUGUAACAACUAAGCUGCAAAAUAGCAAUUCUCUGUACCAAGUGCUUAAUUGACAAGAGCCAUCUUUGAUAUGAAUAACUAAACACUUUCUCCUGACAGCUAGUACUCAAAGUUUUCUAGAGAUGUAAUAUAGAAUUAUUUAAUUGACGAAUAAAUUCCACUAAUUCAACAGGAAAAUGAAUAAGUUAAUAUAUAUUUCUAUAUUCUCAUAUCAAUUUUAUUAUGGCUUACUUUUUGGUUGUUUAAAGUAACUAAAGGAUAGUUCUUAAUUUUAAUACCCUAUCUACAAUUUUCAAUCUCCCUUAAUAAAAACUAUAACUAUUUAAUGGAAAAAUUUUGGUUGCUUACAUAAGAAGCAAUAUAUUAAUUAUUUAUCAUUAUUCAAGAAUUAAAGAUUUAUAAUAGAAUGAUUUCAUCUAAAAAAUGA
Paramecium tetraurelia is the source of this 654-nucleotide messenger RNA. RefSeq lists its product as uncharacterized. The record is from RefSeq and is a predicted model, not a curated record. The transcript has a single exon. Lineage: Eukaryota; Ciliophora; Oligohymenophorea; Peniculida; Parameciidae.